Molecule: messenger RNA, 816 nt
Organism: Antrostomus carolinensis (chuck-will's-widow)
Lineage: Eukaryota; Metazoa; Chordata; Aves; Caprimulgiformes; Caprimulgidae
Product: V-type proton ATPase subunit S1
Exons: 7
Cellular component (GO): proton-transporting V-type ATPase complex
Molecular function (GO): ATPase activator activity
Source: RefSeq, a predicted model, not a curated record
AUCACAGUGGAAUCCUGACACUGCUUUGCAUGAAGGACACGUUGUCUCAGCACAGGAGCUGACUGCACUCUUGCAACCUGUUUUUACCCAGAAUUCCAGAAACCUUAUCUUGUUUCUGCAAGAUAAGCUUAGCAUAGAUGAUUUCACAUACCUCAGUGCAUCCUACGGUAACAAGAAUCCAUUUCAAAACGUUCAGGAAUUUCUUCAGUCUUCUCCUUCAUCUUUAGUUUUGCCAGCUGUUGACUGCAAGGCUACCAGUUAUCUUCUGAGCUUUCUUCAGGAGUCAGGAGAUUGGAAGUUAAUAAACAUAACUAAUCUUGAUGUCUCUCAGCUGGAACUGAAUACGUCUAAACCAAACUUACUGGUGGUUCAGCUAAAACCACUUGUCAGUGGUUUAAAUGAGAUUUCCACCCUGGAAGCAAUUGCUGAAAAUGACAAAAUUAUUGGAAGACUGACCAUGGAUCUGCAGGAACAAGGAAUUAAUUUUUCAGUAAUUUAUACUGCAGUGAGACCUUCAAGGAUUUCUAGAAGAACUGGUGAGGUGUGGGAAUUAAGACGACAAUUAAUGGCCACUGAGGAAGAAGAUAGUUUAUCAUAUCCUCCUCUGAAUGUGACCACUGGAAAUGAUACAUGCAUCCUUUUUUAUGUUAGAAAUUUCAGCCUCAAAGCCAACAAUUCAGUUUUUAUAGAUUUGACAAAUAUGACAUUUGUAACCCAGAAUGUGGAUAUUUCUUCCUCUGAGUGCUCAGACAUCAACACAACACUGUCAUUAAAAUACACAAAGCCAGUGAAUGGAAUCAGCAGCCUAGAGAUAAG